AUGCACAUACCAGAUGUUUUCAAGGUUCUAUGUGUAUUCAAAGUCUACAACGAAAGCUUCCUUGGACUUCCACACCACAAAAAUUGGCCAACAUAUGAAGGAUUUACUCUUUGCCAUGACGAGACAAUGCGGAGGAAUAAGAAAGGGCGUCCAAAUUGUACAAGAAUUAGAAUCGAAAUGGACGGUCUUGAGAAAGAAAAGAGAAGAUGCGGGGUUUGUCGAGAAAUUGGUCAUAUGCGUAGAAAAUGUCCGAAUGUAGCAGGCCCGUCAAACCGACCCGUUUAA
Molecule: messenger RNA, 285 nt
Organism: Lathyrus sativus (Indian pea)
Lineage: Eukaryota; Viridiplantae; Streptophyta; Magnoliopsida; Fabales; Fabaceae
Source: the annotation of a GenBank genome assembly